Molecule: messenger RNA, 1236 nt
Organism: Olea europaea var. sylvestris
Lineage: Eukaryota; Viridiplantae; Streptophyta; Magnoliopsida; Lamiales; Oleaceae
Product: protein XRI1-like
Exons: 9
Coding region: 171-1064 (297 amino acids)
Biological process (GO): female meiotic nuclear division; male meiotic nuclear division
Source: RefSeq, a predicted model, not a curated record
UUUAUUAUUUUUCAUUUAAUGGGUCUGUCGUCCGCAGAUUACAUUAUACCUUCACAUCAACUUAAAUAUAUAAAUCCAUCGUAAUAGAUAUUUUUGAUUAUUGAACGCUACUGUCAUUUUCCGUUUUUCCUGCUCUUGUUUAGUUAAAUUUAGGGACAAACUCAGAGAAAAUGGACUACAACAAUGACAGUCAAAUGUGGGAUUGGCAAAGUCAGGCUUACUCUCUUGAAGAAAAUACAAGCUUAGAUAUACCCGAAUGCCUAAUGAAUGGAGUAAAUGAAAACGAAGAUCUCUCUUACAUGUUUGACAAUGAAACAACCCCGGUUAAGGCCUGUGGAGAUUUGGCGUAUCACGUAACUAGCUAUGAAAUUACCGAUAAAGAGUUGGAGAAACGAGGGGAACCUUCUUCACAAGUAAAAAGGCGGAGAAUUCUACAGUUUGAGUCUGAAGUCUCAGAUGCACCUCUUUGUAAAUACGAGGCAUUUUUAAGAUCAAAGGAAACACCGGAGUCUCUUGAAGUGGCUUCAUCUGAAAUUUCACAGUUGGUUGAUGGAUUUACAGAAGGCACAUUCGCCUCCAGCAACGAGUGCUUAGACCCGUCAUCUGAAGGAUGGCUUGCCAAUUGCUUUAUUGAUCCAGAGAUGCAAUAUAAAUCCGAGGACAUUAGAAGCGUUUCUGGGACAUCUGAUGUUCAGAAUGAUAUCACAGAGCUUUUUGACGCCCCUCCUGAAUAUGAAGCUAGUGCAGUCCAAAAACUUCCUAUUCGCCCUUGUAAAAGCAUUGUUUUCAAAGGUCGAAAAUCAUACAUGCAGACCCCUUCUAAAGUAGCCUCCUCUGUUGUCUAUCCAUUUGCGUUCGUUAAACCGUGUAGCGUGCAUGGAGACGUGACUCUAAAAGACAUAAACCAGAGGAUACAUACUCCAUCAGAAUCCGAGGAAAAUAAUGAAGAUCAUGCAGUUUCUUAUCCGACAUCUGCUAUUUCUGGGAAGCCUAUAGUCGGAAAAACUAAAAUUCGAACUGAAGGUGGAAAAGGCUGCAUUACAAUUACAAGAACCAAAGGGUAACCAUAUCGGCACUUAGGAGGGACGAAACCUUGUACCAAAGCUAACUUUUAAGGUCAAUCUUGUUCGGAAAAUGCCCAUAACUACUAAGUAUAGCCAGUGACUUUUGAGAAGAUGAACUAUCCAUGCAAAUUAAUGUAUUUGUCGUCUCUUUAUAUGUUUUAUCAGCCUUCAA